Styela clava is the source of this 1332-nucleotide messenger RNA. RefSeq names its product cilia- and flagella-associated protein 263-like. Gene Ontology annotation, biological process: cilium assembly. NCBI's taxonomy places the organism in Eukaryota, Metazoa, Chordata, Ascidiacea, Stolidobranchia, Styelidae. The record is from RefSeq and is a predicted model, not a curated record. Gene Ontology annotation, cellular component: ciliary basal body; axoneme.
ACUGAUGUAUUUAUAUUUCAGCAUUUAUGGUAUUUUUAGUAAAUCACUCCAGGUAAUAACAUGGCGGAUAGUGACAGUGUCGUAUCAGCAGCUACAGGAACUGAUCAAGAUGAUCCAUUAGCAGAUUUAACUCUGGAACAACUUUGUCAGUUUGUAGAAGAUACUGAGCGUGUCAAUGAAGUGAUAAAGACUGAAACAGAAAUGUUUGAAAAAUUUUUACGGCGAGUUGAACCAAAAGAAACGACAACACUAACACAGCAACAAUUUACAUCUCCACUUCCACAAAUACAAGAGAUACAUGUUGUUCGCGGAAGUCGGAAAAGGUCAAAAUCACGAAGCAGUGCAUUAGAUAAAUUGUUGAGAUUGACUGCAGAACAAAAAUGUGACAUCGCUCAACGUGAAUUGGAAGAAUUGCGAGAGGAAAUUGAUAAAUUAAAAGAAGAUUCUGAAAGAGUUCUGGAUAACUAUCGGGCAAAUCUUGAAGAAGCAGAAAUGAAAAUACAAGAAUCAAAGAAAGCUUUCUAUGAAUUUGAUAGAGAUAUAUGUAAAGGAUCAAUAAAUCCAAGAACGAAUAAAGUCAUUGCAGAAAAAGUUCUGAGAUAUUACGAAGACAAAUUGAGAUCAAGGGAUACAUUGAUUGAAAAAUUACGACUGAAAAACUCUACACUUAGAGUUCAGAAAAAGAAACUUCAACUACAAUUGAAACAGAAAGAAGAAAUGGGUGAAGUGCUACAUGAGGUGGAUUUCAAUCAACUUAAAAUUGAAAACCAGCAGUAUUUAGAGAAAAUUGAUGAAAAGAAUCAAGAACUAUUGAGGUUAAAAUUAAUGGCUGGAAACACACUACAAGUCUUGAACAGAUAUAAGAAAAGAUUACUGAAUCUGACAACUGAAUCGAAAGCUUUGAAAACAGAAAUAUUAACUCGAAAAGAUAAUCUUGUGAAAUUUGAUGCAGAAACUAUAAUUGUAGAAGAGGAAAGAAAUAUUGCCGAGAAGAACAAUAAACACCAGCGUCAAAAACUAGCUGAUUUCAAAGUGCCAGAAGUACAGAAUUAUGUUCAUAAGAAGGCAAAUUUAAUGGAACUUCAAAAAACUGUCAAAAGCUGGGAGAGAAAGGUUGAAAUUGCUCAGAUGGCGUUAAACACACACAAGAAAUCUUGGAAACAAAUAUGGGUUUCAAGGCCUCAAGUAACCGACUGGAUGCCACCUGAUUUUAUUGGCCAAGCCUGAUAGUCUUUUUUGUAUCACGGUUUCAUAUUUUGUCUCAAAUACUAUAUUUUUCGCAAUUGUAAAUGACUAUGAAAUAUAUCACUUUUUGAUCUGUUUGAUGUAAAA